AUGUCCAAGCGGACUUGUGCUGAUACGAAAAUGGGAGACGCUGGGACAGGAGCAAGUGGCGGAUCGGUGAUGCUACCAAUGCCUGCACCCCUGACUCCUUCGAAGCCUGAGGACCAGAGCGAAGCGUCGAAUCACCAGACCCCCAACGACCUGAGUAGCUUUCGAAACGAUGGCGUCGCAUUUCCGUCGAUAUCAAGGAAUAUCAAGGCCUGCGCCACAUGCCGAAAACUCAAGAUUAGAUGUCUGAUGGAUAGGAAUGGCCCGCCCUGUCGCAGAUGUGCAGCGCGCAACUUGGACUGCGUCUUGAAUAAGAGCUUGCAAACUAUUAUCAAUGAGAAGUCACAAUUCUCCAAAGCCAUAGUGCAGGACCUAGAGCAAGUCCACGACGCUCUCAAGAGGGUGCUGAAAGGGCUCGGCCUCAGAGAACUUCCUCCAUUGCAAUGUUUAGCAGCAGCCCGCAAGACAGAAGGCUCACUUCCGAGAGAUACCCCGAGAAAUGAAAGUAGCCACCAACCGCCGUCUCUCCCAGAAGACCAUUAUGGUCCCUCAUGCGAUAAUUCCCCGAUGACGACACCUGAGGAUGAGGGCCUUCCCUAUGUCCCUAUCCACUCACUAUACACUUUGACCAAGCUGAGCGCGCUGCGGUCGCCUGAAGACAACGAGGCUGGGCAGCGAGCUCGAACCAUAGAUGACUUCAUCGCUCGUGGGUCAAUUGCUCUAGUGGAUGCAGAAAGUCUCUUCACUCUGUACCGAGAUCGUCUGGACCGCCAUAUAUAUAGCAUUGGCUGUCGCUAUCAGACACUUGAGGAGUUGAGGCAGAAGUCUCCUAUUCUAUCUGCGGCCACUCUUACGGUUGCAGCGCUUCAUGAUCCGAAGGCUGAUGGCAUAUAUGGGGUAUGCAGCUCUGAGUUUCGUCGCCUCAUGGAGAAGUCUAUGUUCGAGCGGUCAAUUAAUCGAGACUAUCUUCGAGCUAUGUGCGUAGCUUCGUACUGGCUGAGCGAUAUCUCUUGGAUGCUCUCAGGAUAUGCUAUUCGUCGAGCUGCUGAGUUACGCAAUAGCUGUCGCCAGGCUAUCAAGGCCUGCCGCCAGGAAGCAGCUGACUAUGCGAGGCUCUGGUAUGUCCUCUAUAUCUGCGACCAGCAUCUCGCCACUCUAUACGGACGGCCAUCAAUUAUCCAGGAGGACUUAUCAGACCAAGGAUGGGGUUAUUUUCUCGGGCCAGCUGUUGCGACUGAUGAAGAUAAGCGACUAAUAGGUCAGGUGGCGCUAAUGGGUAUCUUAAGGAGCAUCCAAGAGCUAUUUGGCUAUGAUAAGGACGAGGCGAUUCCUCAGGAAUAUAUUAACCAUAUUUCACAUUUUCGCCGACAGCUUGAUCAAUGGUAUGAUCAAUGGACCAAGGAAUUGCCAGAACACUGGCCCCAGUUAGGGUCGUUUCCUCGCAAAGGAACAAUGUUACACUACAACUUUGCGCAGAUUCACCUCUACUCUCAUACCUUCCGUGGCCUAUCCAGCGACGACCCUAUCCCGGCGUACUUCUUCGACUACGCGUUAAAAGCUAUCGCCGCAGCUACGGCUGCCGUUGAGCUUAUUCUCGCAGACCCAGACGUUGCGAAGGGUAUCGCGGGCAUGCCGUCAUAUAUGCAUUCUAUGACGGCAUUCGCCAGUAUGCUUCUUAUCAAAGCGGCCAUCAAACAUGGAGGCAAACUUAUUGGGACGGAGCGAGUCUGUGGCUUAAUCACGAGUCUUAUACGGCAGUUCCGAUCUCAACCCGUUGGGAGAUGGCACUUAGCGAACCUAAUGGCUGGUGGUCUAGAACGAAUGUUAGAGAUGCUAAACACAGCGGAGCCAAAGCAGGGCCAUCCCUUGCCAAAUGGGCUUGUCGUUGGAGCGGGUACCAGUGAUGGGGUCAAUGUGCGGGGGCAGAUGCUGGGUGCAGAUGGCCUGUUCCCUGAUUUUUAUGGAGGCCUUUUCUUCGACUAUGACAUGAGCGUUGGGUUGUCACACGUGUUCCAGCUCGAUCCCGGGAUGCUAAACAUUGAGGGAUCUGCUCUGCCGCUCUAA
Messenger RNA from Fusarium falciforme, 2061 nucleotides. Its product is annotated as Zn(2)-C6 fungal-type domain-containing protein. Gene Ontology annotation, cellular component: nucleus. Bases 1 to 2061 code for a protein of 686 amino acids. The record is from RefSeq and is a predicted model, not a curated record. Gene Ontology annotation, biological process: regulation of DNA-templated transcription; DNA-templated transcription. Gene Ontology annotation, molecular function: transcription cis-regulatory region binding; DNA-binding transcription factor activity, RNA polymerase II-specific; zinc ion binding. Lineage: Eukaryota; Fungi; Ascomycota; Sordariomycetes; Hypocreales; Nectriaceae. The transcript is spliced from 5 exons.